AUGGAUCAAGCAAGAAACUCUACGCAAGUACAGUCAUUGAAUGAGAUGGAAGAGGGUAGCAAGACGCAUGGCUCGACUAGAGUGCAGAGAUCGUGGAGGGAAUAUCCCGACGGCUAUCCACGAUUUGACCGAACUGCCGCACGAAGCCUCCUUUACCUCGAGAACGAACUUGGCGCACUUCAGGCCCGACUCGAUGGCCUAGAAGAAGAAUGCGAUCUCGAUACCCUGACACGCCCAUAUCUCCGAGACUGGGAUGCUCUGAAUAUGGCUGCGGACGGGGGCGAUAAUAAAGCCGCGGAUAUCCGAAACCUGGUACUUCAGAUCAGAAGAAAGGUUCAAGAAUACCACGAAGCGCUCAUACGAUUUGAACAAGCCCUGUCCUUGGCUUCUCCAGAACGCCGAGCACUGAAAGCUACACGUAACGUCUUUGCUAAGGACGAUGGGUGGAGAAACUCACCAGAGGCCAUGAUCACUGAUGGGCUGAGUAAGCACUUGAUUGAGAAUGAGCAGGAUCUCUGCGCUCUGAGAAAGCUUCCUGAACCGGACCGACUUACACGACUGUUCGAAGGCAGACUUGCCUUUCUUUUCCGGGAGAAAGUUAACGGCCGGUAUGUUGACUACGUCAGACACCAAUCUGUUGAAAGAGUGGUAAGCGCAAUAAGCUCCAUCCUGGCAGCAAUCUUCUUGAUCGGCGCAGUUCUCGGGCUCUACUUUGUCGAGUCCCAGCAUGCUCGGCUCGGAAUGCUGUGCGGAUUCACACUAGCCUUUGCCGGAUCGCUGGCGCUGCUCACAAACGCAAGACGACAGGAAGUCUUUGCUACAACGGCUGCCUACGCCGCUGUUCUUGUGGUCUUUCUAAGCGGCGACUUUGCUCAGAAUACAGCUACUUCUGCUGCAUCACCCACGGCAACUGCUGCGAUCACUGUGACCUCCACCAUCUUCACAUCCGCUACGGUACAAUGA
Messenger RNA from Diplodia corticola, 963 nucleotides. RefSeq lists its product as uncharacterized. NCBI's taxonomy places the organism in Eukaryota, Fungi, Ascomycota, Dothideomycetes, Botryosphaeriales, Botryosphaeriaceae. The transcript is spliced from 5 exons. The coding region runs from base 1 to 963 and encodes 320 amino acids. The record is from RefSeq and is a predicted model, not a curated record.